Molecule: messenger RNA, 2502 nt
Organism: Coregonus sp. 'balchen'
Lineage: Eukaryota; Metazoa; Chordata; Actinopteri; Salmoniformes; Salmonidae
Source: the annotation of a GenBank genome assembly
AUGGCUCUGGGACAGUGGGAGUGGAUGACAGUGUGUCUGUGUAUGUAUUGAGUAUGAGUAAGCUCUGUGGAUGCUUUUACUGCGUGUUUACAGUCCUUGUCCUUGCAUGUAUGAGGCUGGGGGCCAUGUCUGUCUGUUUUGGGACCAUGCAGACUGUGUGUGUGUGUGUGUGUGUGUGUGUGUGUGUGUGUGUGUGUGUGUGUGUGUGUGUGUGUGUGCGUGCAUGUGUGUGGAGCGGCAGCUGAGGGCUGGUGUGGAUAUGGCAGCAGUGGCGGUGGUUGGCGGUGUGUUUUCUGGCUGUGUUGUCAGAUUGCUGUGUGUCAGCAGAGAGCCAGGGGAACGCUUGGCUGCCUAUUCAGGCCGGUGUGGACCCUGCUGUGCCCAGCUACCAUGGGCUGUCGGCGGGUGCUGGAGGGCACAGUGCUGGGGGGUAGGAGGAAGCACGGGGAGAGGGGUUUUGGUCCAGGCUCACUGAGUGUGGGUGUCAUCCAUGCAGAGGUGUAUGGCAGGUCCCUCUGGCAAACGCUGGCCCUUGCCACCGUCACCACUAAUCCCCACACCCCACACUCCGUCCCCUCCCCCUCUGCCUUCCUCUCUCCCCCACUGUCGCUCUGCUUAGUCUCCAGAGUCCUUGGGUGAUUUGUGGGGAGGAGGAGGGAGAGAGAUGCGGGAGCUUGGCUGUGUGACCUUUUACCAAAUCCCUCCGCUUUUCCAUUCCAGUGGUCGUGGCCCAGACAGGCUGGGGGUCAGGGCUGCCUCACUACCUCCCUGCCUUUCCAGCCCUAGCCUGUCCACCCUGCCUCCUUCCCUUCACUCUGUCCUGCCCUGGCCUUGUUUCUCUGGCUGUGUGUUGUAAACACUGUGUCAUAGUUGCUCCAGGGAAGCAAAGGGAGGGAGAAAUAUAUACAGAGAGAGUGAGAGAAACCAAAAAGUAUUUAGGAAGAGAUAAAAGGAGAGUGUGACACAGAGACUGUUUUGAGGUCAGAGUAUUUUUUAGCGUCUUCUCUCUCUUUCUGUUCUGUCACUUUGUUGAGUAGAGAGGUGUUCAGAACAGAGUAGUGGUGGUGUGAUGUUCAGGCCCUGUGCCUAGAGCAGAGUGUGUAUCAUAGUCUCUCCCGUCUCUGACGCCUGUACCUCAGCAUGUCUGAGCUAUUUAGAGCCUGUCUGUCUCUGCGGCUACGCUCCCACUAAAAGACAAACGUCUUUGUCGUUGCAGUAGUAACAACCUGGGGCUGAGGAACACAGCAGAACGGUGUUUUGAGUGCUAAGGACAGAUGGGAAUAGCCUGAUUUGAUUUUUACAGCAGGUAUCCACCAUGUUCACACACUCUUUUUAUUAGAAUGCUCAGAGCGUGCUUGGAGGCAGACCCCAAACGCAUGAUGCAAUGCUGUAGUCACCAAUGGGGCUUACUGAAACCAGCGAUAGUAAGAGUCUGACAACCGCCGCUCUCUUUUCCUUUUUCUUCAUCUUCAUCUCCACCUCUAACUCCUCUCCCCUCUCUCCUUCCUGCCCCUCCUACUCUCUCAGAAUGCUGUGGGUCUAUAUCAUGGCAGAUGACGUGUGACGCCGUGCUUUUGCGUAUAAUUUAGCCUAGCACUUUCUGUCCUCGUCAAUCUUCCUCUCGCAAAUGUUUUCUUACACGGCGCAAGCGAUUUGACUCGGAGGAUGGGUUAUACAUCUCAACCGUCAGCGUUCCCCAUGUCCCUCUAGAAUCGCACGGCUGAUUUUGAUACAACCUUCGAUAAAACUAUUUAUGGAUUUUCUGGAAGCUUGGUGCUUCCAUUUAAUAUGUGUUUGACACCUUGGUGACGUGGGGUCGAUACUGCAGCAGGGUCAUUAUACCAGUAAAUUGGGUCAUGCAGAGUUAAAGGUCAGCCUCCUCACAGCCCUCUGACCUCAUGACCAUAGGUUAGGGAGGAGCGUUCCCCAUUUGCACGGGUGACCGGGACUGAAUGUGUGUGUGUGUGUCUGUGUGUGUGUGUGUGUUUGUGUGGUCAUCACAGGCAAGAAGAAGGUGGGGGAUGGGUUUAGAGCAUUGUUCUUUUUCAGCCAGCAGGGUGGGAGAGGGAGAAGGAGAUGUGUUUUUGAGGUAAUUUUACUGCACAGAUUUUGAGUGGGAUGUGAGAAUUAUGAUCUAAUUUAUAUAAGGGAUUUUAUGAUUAAUUCUAGUGUUGACAUAUUAACCGAAUAUGUUUAUUUUGGUUGCUGAUGAUUAAUUAAUGUAUCCUUAAUGUAUCCUUAGUGCUGGCCCACUCACUAACCCUCUCCUCUCUCUGUGUUUGUUUCUCCUGUGCAGAUUCAGAGCUGUCUCAGAGUAAGGCUGGAGUAGGGGUCCCGGGGCCCGGAGGGGGCAAUGGGGGGAGCCACCUGCAGUGCCUGUCCGUCCACUGCACAGAUGAGCUGGGGGACAGUAAGGGCCGAGGGGGGCCCGUCUCCUCCUGGCGCUCCCUGCACUCGGACAUCUCCAACCGCUUUGGGACCUUUGUGGCAGCCCUGACCUGA